CCUCGGAAGGAGCCGAGAUGUGCUCGACGCCGACGGCUUUGGUUUCAGGUUUUGGAUCGCGCCGGAUUCCUUUUGUUUUAUUCAGAACAAGAAGCAGUUUGUUGGAGAUUCCAGGAUUGGUUUGAGAAAGAAGCACCAGUGAAUAGAGGAUAUGGCUGCCAAAGACGUCGUGGACGAGGAGAAGACGAAGACGAGGAAACGCAGCGCCGAGGAUGUCGUCGACCGCUCCGACGCAGACGAAUCCAGCAGCGACGAUGAUUUCGGACCAAAGCUGCCUUCUGCCGCAGGACCCAGCACCACCGCCGACCGACGGAAAAAGCGACGAGUUCUCAAACAUGAAUCGGCUUACCUGCGCGCACUCCCCUCCUUUGAGCGCUACACGCGCUCCUACAUGCACCGCAAGCCACUUGCGCUCACGCGCGUCUCCGCAUCGACGAACUUCGUGCUCACCCUCUCCAUCGACGGCGUUCUCAAAUUCUGGAAGAAAAAAGCCAGCGGCAUCGAGUUCGUCAAGCAAUUCCAGGCCCACGCGGCGCCCCCGUCGUCUUCAGCAGCAGCAGAGGAGAGCGUGGUGGUGGGGGGAGAGGUGUCGGCUGAUGGGAAGAUGUUUGCGAGUAUUGGCACGGAUAGGACGAUUAAGAUCUUUGACGUGGUGAAUUUUGAUAUGAUUAAUAUCUUUAAGGAGUUGCCGUAUACGCCUGGUUGUGUGGGGUGGUUGCAGAAGAAGGGGCAGGUUGAUGGUCGGAUUGCCGUAUCCGACAAAAACUCGUCCCGGAUAUUCAUCUACGACGUCCGCUCAGACUCCCAAGACCCCCUCCACGUCCUCCCCGAGCUGCACAAAACCCCGGUCCGCGUGCUAUCGUUCAACCCGCACGCCAACUGCGUGAUCUCGAUCGACGAAGGCGGCAUGGUCGAGUACUGGCGCCCCGAGGGCACUUUCGACCAGCCCGACGACGACGACGGCGGCGUGAUCAGUUUCAAGUUCAAGUCGACCACUGACCUGUACGAGUUUCGUAAGUUCAAGUGUCUGCCUACGUCGCUCACGUUCUCGGCGGACGGGAGUCGGUUCGCGACGUUUUCGCUGCCGGAUAGGAUGGUUCGCGUGUUUGAUUUCAAGACGGGAAAGUUACAUCGGAAAUACGACGAGAGUCUUGACGUCGCGAUCGACAUGCAGCGUCAACAACAGCAACAACAAGAAGAAAAAGAGCAGAAACCGACACAGACGCAUGCGCUGAGGAAAUUGGAUGAUAUCGAGUUCGGCAAGAGGAUCGCGAUUGAGCGGGAACUUGAGCAGAGCGGCGAGUUGGCGAGGGAUAUGAAUGUCGUGUUUGACGAUAGCGGGCAUUUCAUUCUCUACGCCACAUAUCUCGGCAUCAAAGUAAUCAACAUGGUGACAAACCGCUGCGUCCGCCUGCUAGGUUCAGAAGACAACAUCAGGUUUUUAAACCUGUCAGUCUACCAAGGCGCCCCGGACCGCAAGGACGUCAUGACGCUCGAGAUGGCGGCGUCAGACAACGCGCUCGUCAGCGCGAGCUUGGCUCUCGAUCCGACUGUGUUUGCGACCGCCGUGGGUAAAGUGCGGUUCUAUAUGUUUACGAAUUAUGAGGGGGAGUUCGCGGCGAUUAAAAACGACCGGGACGUCCUCAACGAAAGACCACUAACAAAGCUCGACGGCAAAUCCACCUCCUCCGCCAAAUCGACCGCGCUAUCCGCCAAAGGUGUGACGCUGCAUACCUCUCUCGGCGACAUCCAGAUCCGACUCUACGCCGAGCACGCGCCGCUCGCAGUCGAGAACUUUGUGACGCUGUGCAAGAAAGGGUACUACGACUCGACGAUCUUCCACCGCGUGAUCAAGAAGUUUAUGAUCCAGGGCGGGGAUCCGCUCGGAGAUGGUACGGGCGGGGAGAGUAUGUGGGGAAAGGAGUUUAAGGACGAGUUUACAAAGGCGUUGAGGCAUGAUCGGCCGUUUGUGGUGAGCAUGGCGAACGCGGGGCCGAAUACGAAUGGAUCGCAGUUUUUCAUCACGACCGAGAAAGCGCCAUGGCUGGACGACAAACACACAAUCUUUGGAAGAGUAGUUCUCGGCAUGGACGUCGUCAAGCGGAUCGAGGGGCUCAAGACGGAUAAGAACGACAAGCCUGAGGAUCCGCCGUCCAUUUUGUCUAUUACUGUUUUGUAAAGUAGGUAGCGCGGGUGGGUAUAGAUUUGAUUUUUGCUUGUAAGAUGAAAAUGUGAAUGUGAAUGUGAGAUAAUAGACAGAUUUAUGUGAUG
Myxozyma melibiosi is the source of this 2271-nucleotide messenger RNA. Its product is annotated as peptidyl-prolyl cis-trans isomerase. Gene Ontology annotation, molecular function: protein binding; peptidyl-prolyl cis-trans isomerase activity. Gene Ontology annotation, biological process: protein peptidyl-prolyl isomerization; protein folding. NCBI's taxonomy places the organism in Eukaryota, Fungi, Ascomycota, Lipomycetes, Lipomycetales, Lipomycetaceae. The coding region runs from base 152 to 2179 and encodes 675 amino acids. The transcript has 7 exons. The record is from RefSeq and is a predicted model, not a curated record.